GCCUCCUUGGUGAGCUGGUGGGAUGGACGCGAUGGCGCCUGCGCCCAGGCCCCCCCUUGGAAACGCGGUGGACGCUGCCGAGCCGGCGUUGGCGACGCCCUCUGGCAAGCCGGGCGCCGCUGUCGGAACCAUGAAACUCACUCGCAAGGCGGUGCUGUCCCGGGCGAAGGCCACCGAGCUGGGCAGCGUCCGCAAGUUGAAUUGCUGGGGUAGCCGCCUCACAGAUAUUUCGAUCUGCCAUGAGCUUCCCAACAUUCAGGUGAUCACUUUCAGUGUGAAUAACAUAUCUGACCUGGAGCCAGUGAGCCAGUGCCAGCACUUAACUGAGCUAUAUCUAAGGAAGAAUCGGAUUGCAAGCCUCACUGAGCUGUUCUACCUGAAAAAACUGCCCCAUCUGAGAAUUCUCUGGCUAUCUGAAAAUCCGUGCUGUGGCCCAGACCCUCAUCGUUAUCGCAUGACAGUGCUGCGGAACCUGCCCAGUCUCCAAAAGCUUGACAAUCAGUUGGUGACAGAGGAAGAAUUGUCCCACGCACUGCUGGAAGGGGAAGAGAUAACCGCACCCCCAGCCAAAUUGGACUUGGAUAACUGCUGCCAAAAUACCACCACAGAGUCCAGUGGGACAGACUUCACGGUGGAGAGUGAAAAUGAACUCAUGAACUUCAGCUUGGAGGAGACAAACAAAAUCCGUCAGCAGCUUGGUAUGAAGCCUGUUCCAAGAGAUAGGUUUUCAUCCUUCUCCCCAAGGGACAUGGAUGGGAACCAAAAAAAUCGGAAUAACAUCCUGAAUGCCAUUCUGCUGCUUUUGGAGGAUCUGGAUUUGGAGGGGCUAGAAGUUGUCCAUCAGACAUCUGGGAACAAACUCCAGGCCUUGCAGAAGAAGGAACUGCAUGAGGAGCGGUAGCAAACCCCAGGCAGUGAACCCUUGAAUCAGAGUGGCAUCACCAGCUCUCACUGAAUGCUCCUCAUGUUGCUAUGUCACAUAUGGGAGGAACUGACAUUCAUCCACCCGUGCUUCACACAUUGGGGUCCUGCUCUGUACUGAGAUUCCAUGCGUCAUCACAACUCACAUGCUUGUAUCAGGGCAUCUUCUGCCAAGUGUCCUGCAAAGACACUCCAUCAACAAGGUGAACAAGCAAGCCCCAAACCAUGGAAGGUAGUUUUCACAUGAAAGGGAAGAGGUUGUUAUGCCCUCUAUGUUUAAGAUGUGCCUCCAGCUAGAAUUGCUCCCAGUCUGGCUGUGUUAAGAAUAAGCCUCGACUGUAGCAGUUCUGUUAGCAUGACGUUCUUCCAUUGUAUUGCACUGCUGUGCUGGUGCAAGAAUCAACUUGACGCCUCCCUCCUCCUACCCUGAGGAGCUUUCUACAGUAGUUUGGCCUGUUGAGGCCAAGUUUCGUAGGGUCCUUAUGCAAUCAUUGAACUUUUAAAUUUAGUGGUAGACUUCACACUCAGUGGCACCACUUUAGUCUUUGGACUAGAAAACAGGAGCAUAAACUGCAGUUAGACCAUUUGAUAAAGAAGUCUUGGAAGUCUGCUUUCUCCAAUCAGUUGCCCAGUUCAUUUUUUUCAAUAGCAGCAGGUGGAGGCAGCGUUUCUUUCCAUAGCAGUCCUUUUAGUACCUCUGAAGCAUUACUGCUCACAGGGGUCUUCAGCUUUUUUUUAAAAAAAAAAAAAGAAGCAAAAAAGCUGGUAUAAGCCUGUGGGUAAUAAUUCAGAGGACAAGAAGAGGGCAGUGUUUAUAAGCCAAACAGUCAUCAGCCUGGGAAUUGCUGCCUUGACUAGUGAUUAGACAGCUCGUCAGGUGUACUACUCUGGGAAAGAAACCAAACAGGAAACAUGCCAAUGAUGGAAUUUUUUUUUCAAAGCUAAAAAAGGGUUCUGGAAUCUUUUACUUUGUGUGCUAUAGGAACAAGCCUAAACAAAAAGCCAGCGUUUGCUAUGGUUGGCCAAUUUUCCAUAGUGAGAUGCACUAGAUUCUUAAUUUACUGUGUUCUCACAAACUGUUUUCCUGAGUACCACAAAUAAUGGUUAGCCCUUUCAAAAAUGUUUAGUCAUAACUGAUCACAGCAGAAAUUAAACUUGGCAUUCUCCUUGUUGAAUACCGAUGUGACCCCAAAUACUUGCAUUGAUGGGCUUCUUGUAAUAGAACUUGGCCCUCUUUUCCCAUAACUGAGUCAUUGUGCAUUCAUGUUACUUUAACCCCAAUGAGGAUUAGCUAUUUUGUGCCUAGCUGCUGCAAAACUGGAAAAUCUCUUUAUAGUUCAGUUUUCAGGGGAAAAAAAAUCAGUCCUAGUUAUGUGUCCCCAGGUAGCUUCUUUCAGGCUGCCAAGAGCCUUAAAUCAGUUAUAAUAAAUACUAAGGAGUCAUAAAGGGACCUUUCAUAUUUUUAAUUCACUUCUUGACUGGCAAAAAUGCAUUUGUACCUUUAUUUUAAAAGCUCCAGUUCAUGGCUCCCUAAUUUGCUCUUCUUUUGAGGUUUGUAUUAAGAACGGUCCAUAAAAACUGGUACUUUCAUGAUGGUAAUAAUUUCCAGGAAAAGCACCAGUUUUAUUUUGACUGAAAUGCCAGCCAAAAGCAGUCUUUAUAAGUGACACUGGGGGUUUUUUUUUAAGUAUGGGAUCUUAGUUGUAAAUGUUGUGUGUUGAAGGUGCAACAAUGUAGAUUUUUCAUUAAUUUUUGGAAGUAGAACAUAUAUAAAUGAUUAAAAGAAAAUAGCUUAUUUCUUAA
This is a messenger RNA of Sphaerodactylus townsendi, 2724 nucleotides long. RefSeq names its product cilia and flagella associated protein 410 (gene CFAP410). Gene Ontology annotation, molecular function: protein binding. The coding region runs from base 23 to 901 and encodes 292 amino acids. Gene Ontology annotation, biological process: cytoskeleton organization; mRNA splicing, via spliceosome. The record is from RefSeq and is a predicted model, not a curated record. NCBI's taxonomy places the organism in Eukaryota, Metazoa, Chordata, Lepidosauria, Squamata, Sphaerodactylidae. The transcript is spliced from 7 exons. Gene Ontology annotation, cellular component: U4/U6 x U5 tri-snRNP complex.